CGGAGGCUGUCCGCCGCCCCGCCAUGGAGACCGCAAGGCAAGUGCUCUGUCUCUGUGCUUUCCUCUCCCUGCCGCACGCUCGCGCCGAGCCCAUCCGCUACUCCGUAGCCGAGGAGAGCGAGAGCGGCUCCGUGGUAGCCAACGUGGCGGAGGACGCGGGGCUGGCCCCGGCGCAGCUCUCGGCUCGCCGCGCCCGCCUGCUCUCGGAGGACGGCCGGCAGCACUUUCGCUUAGACCCGGGCAGCGGCCGCCUCGUCGUGGCCGAGAGGCUGGACCGCGAGGAGCUGUGCGGGCAGUCCGCUACUUGCACGCUGCCCUUCGAGCUCCUGCUGGCAAACCCCGUGCAGUUCUUUCGGGUGGAGGUGGCCGUGGAGGACAUCAAUGACCACGCCCCCGUUUUUCCGGAGGAACGGGUCACCGUUAAAAUCCCAGAAACGAGCAACCUCGGCUCUCGUUUUCCUCUGCAGGGGGCUCAGGACCUGGAUGUUGGCAGCAACAGCAUCCAGGCUUACAGCAUCUCUCCGGAAAAUGAGUACUUUAGUGUUGACUUUGAGAGUCAGAUUAAGGGCAAGAAGUAUAUUGAACUAGUCCUGGAAAAAGCGCUUGACAGAGAAGAACAGGCAGAGGUGGAUUUCAGUCUCAUUGCCGUGGAUGGUGGCUCUCCACCCAGGAGUGGGACCACCCAAAUUCACAUUGUCGUUAUAGAUGUAAAUGACAACGCUCCUGUCUUCUCGCAGGAUUUUUAUGUUGGGCAGGUUUUGGAAAAUGCCCCAGAGGGUUCUGUUGUUUUCAGAGUAGCAGCAACAGAUCGUGAUACAGGAGUUAAUGGGGACAUCUCCUACCGGUUCAGCCAAGCAGGAGACCAGAGCUACUCAGCUUUUGUGAUUGACCCCAUGAGUGGUGAAAUUAAACUCACAAAGCCUCUGGACUUUGAGGCAGCAAAGAAACAUGAGCUCAGUGUUCAAGCAACAGAUGGUGGGGGCCUCUCAGCAAUCUGCAGAGUGUUGGUGGAGGUGGUGGAUGUGAAUGACAAUGCACCAGAGGUGAUAAUCAGUUCCUUCACCAGCCCCCUCCCUGAGGACACAUUGCUUGGGACUGUCGUUGCCCUGUUUACCGUCAGGGACCGAGAUGCUAGUGCCAAUGGGAAGAUCUCCUGUGCCCUUGAGGACCAGCUGUCAUUCUCCUUGCGGCCAGCCUAUAAGAAUUACUUUGAGCUGGUGACUGUGAGUGCACUGGACAGGGAGGAGAUGGCACGGUACAUCCUGACAGUCACAGCAGCAGACGCGGGAUCACCUCCUCUCACAACCACCCAGACCUUCACAGUGGACAUCUCUGAUGUGAAUGACAAUGCACCUGUGUUCAGCCAGACAUCAUACACCAUGUAUGUACGUGAGAACAAUGUUCCCACAGUGCUUGUUGGGACCGUCAUUGCUGGAGAUGCUGAUGUGGGGCUCAAUGGCAAGGUGACCUACUCCCUGGUCCCAGCCCACCCUACAGAUCAGCCUCCCUGCUCCUGCAUCUCUGUGAACUCUGAGAAUGGAGACGUGUUUGUGCUGCGGCCCCUGGACUAUGAGCAGGUGAAGCAGAUCGAGGUCUUGGUGCGUGCUUCUGAUGCAGGGUCACCUCCUCUUAGUGCUAGUGUUGCUGUCUACAUUUCUGUGGUGGAUGAGAAUGACAAUGCCCCAUUGGUGCUGUACCCCUCACAGGACAGCAGCCCUGCAUCCAGUGAGCUGGUGCCCAUUUCAGCUGAGGCAGGCUACCUCAUCACUAAAGUGGUGGCCGUUGAUGCUGACUCAGGGCAGAACUCAUGGCUCUCGUACCACCUGCUGAAGGCCUCUGAUCCUGGGCUGUUUGUGGUGGGUGCCCAAAUUGGGGAGGUGCGACUGAGGAGAUCAGUGACAGAGAGAGACACUGUGAAGCAGAAACUCGUAGUGCUAGUGCGAGACAAUGGGCAGCCACCACUGUCAGCCACUGUGGCACUGAGUGCCCUCCUGCUCAGUGACUUCUCAGACGUGCGCCUACCACACAGCAGCCUGUCCACAGAAGAGAAUGAAGGUGCCUCCUUGACAAUCUAUUUAAUAAUUUCCUUGGUCUUCGUCUCACUCCUCUUCCUGGUGUCCACAGCAGCCUUCGUUGCUCGCAAGGUGUGCAAGAGAAAGCAGCUGAAGGAUGGGCAUGUGCUUUAUGGUGCCAGCAACUUACAGAGCAGCCUGGCUGAUGCAGCUGCUGCAGGGACCCUGCCCCACGCCUAUUGCUAUGAGAUCAACCUCACAACGGGCUCUGGCAACAGUGAGUUCAAGUUCCUGAAGCCCAUCCUCCCCAGCCUGCCACCACAGCUUCAUACCACAGGUGGGGGUACCAACAAUGAGCAAGAUUUCCCCCGUGGCACUCUCACUGUGGAGGAUGUGGCACCAGACAACCAUGGGAUGCGUUCUGCAGAACAGUUCAAUAGUCUGUCCUUUAACUAGCAUGGUGUUGGCACAGACAGAGGUUUAGUGUCUCAUGACUGUAAGGGAUCCCUGCUGUAUUUAGAGUUGGCAUCAGUGACUUCCCGUAAAGACAAAGUGACAGAAAAUACUGACUUCACCUGCUAAAAAAACCCCAACCAACCAAACAAAAAAAAAAUUUACAAAUCCAACGAAAAAACUAAAGCUCUCUCAUUCAGGGAACUGCAUGUUUCUGCUCUGUUACAGCCAUUUCUUAAAUGUUUUGAAAUUGAGAUUUGUUCCAGGAUCUUAGUUAAUUUUUUGUCUCAGUUGCUGGCAGACAGGACUAUGGACCAAUUCCUUCUUGCUGUAACGGAAUAACACAGUCAGGCAGACAAACUACAACCUCACUAAAGUGAGUGAGUCAUGAAAGCCAAGGGCAUGGUGAGUACCGUGUAACAGUGUGGUGUGAGUAUGCAGCUCCUUCUCCUCUGGGUUCUGGUUGCCUCUGUCUGAGUUGGGUGGGCUCUGUGUGCUUUCUUCUGCUGGUCACGUUGUCUGACUGUACCUCAGCUGAGUGCCUGCCUAUGCUGCUCAAAGGCUAGACAUCAAAUCAGGCAGUUGCUCAUAUCCAGCCUUUGCACACCAUUCCAGCAAAGGAGAAGGAAAGUUGUUUUGACCUUUUGAGUACAGCAGUCUCAUUGUCCUUAAGGGAGAAUGAGGUCUUUCAUUUGCCCAUAAGGAGUGAUGGGAUGGGCUGUCUCCUUGGGAUGCAGGCAGCAUCACAAAUGGUAUUUGGAUAAAUUGCAAUGGACCAGACCAGACUAGAAAUAUUUCAUUUUGAAGGCACCUACAGUGAUCAUCUGGUCCAACUGCCUGACCCGUUCAGGGCUUACUGGAAGUUAAAGCAUGUUUCUAAGGACAUUGUACAAUGCCUGUUAAACACUGGCAGGCUUGGGUCAUCAACCACUUCCCUAGGAAGCCUGUUGCAGUGUUUGGCCACUCUUUCAGGAAAGAAAUGUUUCCUAGUAUCAAGUCUGUUUCUCCAGUGGUGUGGCUAUGAACCUUACCCACUAUUACUGGAUAUAAGGGAGAAGAGUUCAUUGCCUUCCUGUCUACCUCCCCUUUUUAUGAAGCUGACCCUCACAUGCUGUUUAAAUUGUGGCAUCCAGCAGAGCACACAGUAGUCAAGGUGGGGCCACACCAAUGCUGAAUGCAGGAGGAUAAUCAAGACUUGUGAGUGACUGGUUGUGAUGGUUUUGAUGCCAACAGGAUGCCAGAUCACACUGCUGGCUUCUACUGAGCCCACAGCCCACCAGUACCUCCAGCAGCUGCCUUUCUGCAGGGCUGCCCUCCAGCCUCUGCUUGCCCAAUUUAGACUAAAAUCCAGAAAAACUACAUCCACCCCCUUCUCUUCAUUAAUGAGUCAGGUGACCUUUGUACCCAGUAUGAUCUUCUCCAUAUGUUUUUCAGGAGCUGUUUUCUCACCUGUUGGCGAGACCAACGGGUCUGUAGUGGCCUGUGUCUUUCCUCAUGCCCUUUUUGCACACUGGAAGGACAUUGUCUAGCUGCUAGUCAGACAGCUCAGGGGUCUGGGCAGCCCUGGGGGCUAACAAUUAAAUUAAAACUUGAGGCACAGAAUGACUUCUUCUUAGUCCCUGUUACUCUCAGGAGGGAUCACCUCCCACAAGUAGCAGUCUAAUGUUUUCUUUUGACCUUCACUUGCUGGAAAUGUACUUAAAAAUGCCAUUCUUGUCACCUAAAACAACACAGGCCAGUUUCCACUGUGAUGCAGUUUUGGCCUGUCGUGUCUUCUCCAUGCACAUAUGAACCACAGCUCUGUAAGCUUCCUGCAAUGCCAGACCUGGCUUCCAGAUAUCAUACCAUUUUUUUUUCCUCUGGAGCUUCACAAAGAGUUUCCUGUUUGGCCAGGCUGGUCUUCUGACUCCAAAGCUUGACUUAUGGCACAUGGAAUUGCCUACUUAUAGGCUGUAAUCAAACAGAUUUGUGAGAACAUGUUCCUUGUCGUGGGUUAGUUUGUAGGGAAACUCCACAAGCUGAUUCAAGGGAUUUUUUUUGAAGAUGGAAGUGAGAUGAAAUCAGAAAAGGGACUUUGGGUUUGGACUUGUUAUUGUUGUUUCUGAAUACAGAGGUUUCUUGGUGGGAGUGGGAAGAUGUGCUGUUAUGACUUUCUGUGUUUUCUGUUAGACAACUGCAUUCUCCUUUUUGCCUUUUCUUUUUCGUCUCUUUGAACUCUGAGUAUUGUAUUGUAUCUGAAGCCUUGGGUGAUAUGGUUUAGUGUGAGGUGUCCCUGCCCAUUGCAGGGGGGUUGGAACUAGAUGAUCUCGAGGUCCUUUCCUAUCCUAACUAUUCUAUGAUUCUAUGUUUCUAUCUUCCUUUUAAGAAGGAUUCUCUCACCCAUGUAUAAUAGGGGAUUGUUUGAAUGAAGGCAGCGUGGCAUGGGAUAUUUGGAAGCCCUCAUGGUGUGUUGUGCUGCAGUUAUAAAC
This is a messenger RNA of Melopsittacus undulatus (budgerigar), 4933 nucleotides long. Its product is annotated as protocadherin beta-15-like. Bases 24 to 2468 code for a protein of 814 amino acids. Lineage: Eukaryota; Metazoa; Chordata; Aves; Psittaciformes; Psittaculidae. Gene Ontology annotation, biological process: homophilic cell-cell adhesion. The transcript has a single exon. The record is from RefSeq and is a predicted model, not a curated record. Gene Ontology annotation, molecular function: calcium ion binding. Gene Ontology annotation, cellular component: plasma membrane.